AGCAUGAAAUGGAGACAUGGGAAGAUGACCGAGUUGAUCAGCGAACCUGCCUUAUCUGUGGAGAUCGCGCAACAGGGUUGCACUACGGCAUCAUCUCCUGUGAGGGCUGCAAAGGCUUCUUCAAGCGGAGCAUUUGUAACAAGAGGGUGUACAGAUGCAGCAGAGACAAGAACUGUGUCAUGUCCCGCAAGCAGCGCAACAGGUGCCAGUACUGCCGGCUGCUCAAGUGCCUCCAGAUGGGGAUGAACCGGAAAGCAAUCCGAGAAGACGGCAUGCCAGGAGGCAGGAACAAGAGCAUUGGGCCUGUCCAGAUAUCCGAGGAAGAGAUUGAGCGCAUCAUGUCUGGGCAAGAAUUCGAAGGGGAAGCCAAUAUCUCUUGGAGCAACAACGGGGACAGUGACAACAGCUCUCCUGGCAACGGGGUGUCUGAGAGCAACCAGCCCUCCCCUGUCUCAACUCCAUCUUCAAGGUCUGUGGAGCUGAAUGGGUUCACUGCACUCAGGGAUCAGUAUAUUGGGACGCCAGUGUCUGCACACUAUCAGUACCUUCCGCACCUUCUGAGCUGCCCAGCUCACACUGCUCUGCUGCCCCCUCAGCCCCGCAGCCUUGACCCUCAGUCUCACGGCCUCCUCAUCAGCCAGCUGGUGUCAGCAGAGGACCUGGAGCCCUUGAGCACCCCAAUGCUGAUUGAAGAUGGGUACAAGGUGACUCAGGCUGAGCUCUUUGCGCUGCUCUGUCGGCUGGCAGAUGAGCUGCUGUUUCGGCAGAUAGCCUGGAUCAAGAAGCUGCCCUUCUUCUGUGAACUUUCCAUCAAGGACUACACUUGCCUCUUGAGCUCCACAUGGCAGGAGCUGAUCCUGCUCUCCUCCCUUACGGUUUACAGCAAGCAGAUAUUUGGGGACCUGGCAGAUGUGACUUCCAAGUACUCUCCCUCGGAUGACGAGCUGCACAGAUUCAGCGAAGAGGGGAUGGAGGUGAUGGAGCGGCUUAUCUACCUGUAUCGCAAGUUCAACCAGCUGAAAGUCAGCAAUGAGGAAUAUGCAUGUAUGAAGGCCAUUAACUUCCUCAAUCAAGAUAUCAGAGGCCUGACAAACACAUCCCAGCUGGAACAGCUGAACAAAAGAUAUUGGUACGUCUGCCAGGAUUUUAUGGAGUUCAAGUACCCGCAUCAGCCGAACCGCUUCCCAGACCUGAUGAUGUGUCUGCCAGAGAUACGCUACAUUGCAGGGAAAAUGGUGAAUGUCCCUCUGGAGCAGCUGCCCCUCCUGUUUAAGGCUGUUCUUCAUUCCUGCAAGGCCAGCAUGAGCAAAGAGUGAGCUCUCGU
Gekko japonicus is the source of this 1324-nucleotide messenger RNA. RefSeq names its product nuclear receptor subfamily 6 group A member 1 (gene NR6A1). Lineage: Eukaryota; Metazoa; Chordata; Lepidosauria; Squamata; Gekkonidae. The record is from RefSeq and is a predicted model, not a curated record. Gene Ontology annotation, biological process: regulation of DNA-templated transcription. Bases 9 to 1316 code for a protein of 435 amino acids. The transcript is spliced from 9 exons. Gene Ontology annotation, molecular function: zinc ion binding; DNA-binding transcription factor activity; sequence-specific DNA binding.